GUCUCAUUAAGAUUCUUUCUUGAACUGUCGAAACAUAAAUUUGUUGUCUUUCUGCACUUUGCAAAGCCACGUUUGAAUUCAAUGCCAAAAUCCCAAGAUUAAGCACACUCACACUAGAAAAGCACAAAUACCCUGAAAAAAAUUAGUUCAAAACACAAUAAAUGUGAGUGAACCCAGUCUAGAUUACUACAAUCUUGAGAGGCUCUCUGCAUGUCAGCAAAUUUAGUUCCAAAAUACAAACCCCACCUGUUUCCCCUCUUAUAUAUAGUCAGCAUUUGCUGUAUCUGAGCUGCAUUUUCUUUCUUGGGGUUCUUGAAAAACAAAGAGGGCAAGUUUAAUCUGAGAGUGAGUGAUAUGGCUGAUGAUUCUUCAGAGAAUGAAAUAGAAGAUGGCCUAAAAGAUUAUGGAAUUAUGCUCAUCAAUCCUCCUUCUUCAACUGAAGAACUACUCAAUCUACUUGAUGUAGAUAGGGAGACGGAUCAGACCCGUAAGUAUUCUAUCAGCAAAUUCUCAGAAGCACUCCACUUACUUCGGAGCUGCAGUCUAUUUGGUAUUGUCCUUAUGAUCAUUUGUAUUCUAUGUAGAGGCUCGUAGACGUGUGUGUACAGUUAGAUGUUUUAUAGCUCCACCGGUUCAUAUUGUUGUAUAGUAUAUUUGUGGCCUUGUCGGCCUUAUUUUGAGCUCUUGAUACUUUACUGUUAGCCUUGCCUGCUUUAUGAUAUAUGUUAUGUUGUGGCGACCUUGUCGGUCCGCAUAUGAACAUAUGUGCUGAAUGAUCAGAUAUUUCUAUGUUGGGCCUUUUCUGUGUGCAGGUGUUCUUUGAGUUAUGGUUUAUAAUGUUCAAAGUGACAGAUAAGUCAUGUGGUUCCCGGCCUACGGGUCUGUUAUGCUGAUGAAGGACUAUUUUCACUGUAUAUGUUAUGCUGCACGCAUAUCUCAAUUUAUAUUUGUUAUCUUUAUGUGCAGAUGGAAAUUGAUCGUAAAUGGAUGUAUAAUAGGACUUAUCCUAAUUGUGCAUGGUUGAGGGAGGAAUUUAAGGAAGGGGUAGCUGGAUUUAUUGCUAAGGCGAUGACACUUGAUGAUUUUCUUAUUGAAGGGACAAUUAGGUGCCCUUGUGAGAAAUGCGAGUGUGCCAACUAUGUUUUCACAGUGGUUUAGGGAAUAUGUUCAUAAUCCAGUUAAUUAUGACGUAAAUGGCUGAUUUUUGCGUGAUAUAGCUUGGGGACCUGAUGCGAAAGCCAGAAAGUUGUCUAAGUAUUCUGUCAAUGGGUACAUGUUUCAUACGGAAGAGUGGUCUAAGGGCAAGAAAACCAAUAACAGUGGGGUGUGGGUGAAAGGUGAUGGUGAUGUUGACUAUUAUGCUGUGCUUCAAGAGAUUUUAGAACUUGAGUAUCCUGUUGGUUGGCCAAAGAAAAAGUUGGUACUCUUUCAGUGUAAAUGGUUCAUUCCCUCAUAUGCCGGGAAUAUGGUUACAUCAUCAUUUAAACCAUUUUUCCGUGAUGCUUGGGGUACAUACAAGGCCAUUCCGUACGAUGUCAGAAUGCUAAUAUGGGAUCAGUUUAAGACAAAGUGUACAUGGCAGCCUCGUUAUGAAAAUGAAAUCUAUACCAUUUUCGAAAAGAAGGUAACUUUGCGGAUUAAAGAACACCUAUAUAAUGCCAGAGAUCUCAAUAAGAAGCCUGAAUGGUUGCGGGGUGAUGUGUGGGCUAAAUAUUUGGUGUAUUGGGACACUCCUGAAUUUAAGAAGAAGAGUGAAAAAGCAAAGAAAGCCCGAUCCUCUCAAAAGGGUGGCUCGUUGCACACCGGAGGUUCCAUGAGUUUCAUGGGCCACCGACGAAGACUGCGAAAGUUAAAUGGGGGAGAGACUGUGCCUCUUUUUGAGGUUUUCGAGGAGACACAUAAGAAGAAGAAGGGGGACGGUACAAGAGAAGGAUGGGUCGAGCCACAUGCUAAGGAGACAUAUGAAGGCUUUCAAAAAGGUUUGGAAGAUUGGCGUCAGACCCAGCCUGCUUUAGAGGAUGGUACCUCAGUCCGACCAUCGCCCACGGAUAUGACUUCAAUAUGGACACAUGUGGCAGGUGGUCCAAGCAAAGGUAGAGUCUACGGGCUUGGAGUUCUGCGUUCCUCGUCUAGGCGUUCGCCGUUCUUGUCCAAUGCUCCUACUUCGCAAAAUAUGGAAGAAAUGGAAGUGAUGCACAGGGAAAUUGCAGAGCUGAAGAAAAAGUGUGAAACUUCUGAUGCUAAGCUUGCUAAAAUUGAGAAGUUUAUGAUGAAGCACAUGCCGCAAAUGUCUGAUGACGACGAAGAGACCGAAUCUGAUGACAAUUAGAUUGUAGUUGCUGGUUAUUGUUUUUAAUUGUGAUGUUUAGACUUUUAGACUUGAAUUCUCUUGGUUGUUGGUUUGGGAUGUUUAAGUUAUUUCGAAUUGAUGUUUGUUUGGGAUGUUUCAAAUGUUUGAAUGUUUAGACUAUUUCUUCAUGUUUGAUUGGUUGCUUCAACUGUUA
This is a messenger RNA of Lycium barbarum (goji berry), 2504 nucleotides long. RefSeq lists its product as uncharacterized. The transcript has 7 exons. Lineage: Eukaryota; Viridiplantae; Streptophyta; Magnoliopsida; Solanales; Solanaceae. The record is from RefSeq and is a predicted model, not a curated record. The coding region runs from base 1274 to 2329 and encodes 351 amino acids.